CGACGUCAUUUUGUACCUCACCGCGAAUUGACUCUGUAGAUUCCAAGUGAUCUAACAAACCCCAGGGAUUGAAAAGCUUUAACUGUGUACUACCUCGUGUUUCUCCCACCUCCAAAUCUUGAUUACUUACCCCAAAAUGGCGACUCUAAACUAUCUGCCUUCAGUUAAACCCUCCUCAAUCGCGGUGGGGGCUAUCUUUACCCACACCGCAUCGUUGGGUAUACUCGCACCAGUAUUUGGUGAUACAUACCACCGCGCUCAAGCUGCCAACUCAAAGGAGGAGUUCCUGAAAUCCAAAGAGGCUGCUGGUGCAGUAGCAGCCUGGGGUAGCUCCUUAAUUGGAAGUUCCGUGCAAACUUACGGAGUGGCAGCUUUGAUUAACGCUACGGGCACUUUGAGCUACAAAGGGGCAGCUUAUCUUGGGAGCUUAAUCUUUAUGGCCAGCACAGCCCCAGGUGUCGUGAGCCAAGUUUUCGCAGAAAAGAGACCCCUCGACACCGUUGCUGUAGGUGCAGUCAGCAGGUUGUUCGAAACAGUGGGACUCAGUCUCUUCCUAACAUGGUGGGGUACCCGCACGAAUCCGUUCGCCUAGAGAUUAAUGGCUGCUAUUCUUUCUAUGUUGACUGCGGGGAGUUGAAUUGAAACCAUUUUCAGCCGAUAGUUACAUUCAUUUAAUCGGUAGCUGGACCCGAGUUCAUAUAAACGCGGCAUACAUGGUAGUAGACCUACUAAUACAGGUAAACAUGGAGUCGCCGAAC
Aspergillus ibericus CBS 121593 is the source of this 758-nucleotide messenger RNA. RefSeq names its product DUF1761 domain-containing protein. Lineage: Eukaryota; Fungi; Ascomycota; Eurotiomycetes; Eurotiales; Aspergillaceae. The record is from RefSeq and is a predicted model, not a curated record. The coding region runs from base 137 to 592 and encodes 151 amino acids. The transcript is spliced from 4 exons.